Molecule: messenger RNA, 1481 nt
Organism: Triticum dicoccoides
Lineage: Eukaryota; Viridiplantae; Streptophyta; Magnoliopsida; Poales; Poaceae
Exons: 5
Coding region: 58-495 (145 amino acids)
Source: RefSeq, a predicted model, not a curated record
UGAUGGAAACUGUUGGCUGGUCCUAUGAGCUAGCCCACUCCAUCAUACUAAAAAAACAUGCGAGCAGUUUUCUUAUCACUCGUCGGCGUUCCUCUCUCCACCGGACCCUUCCUAUCUCGCUAUUGCGGAGGCGGCGGCAGCGACGACGCCGGAGGGACGACCAGGAGGCGAUGGCUACCUCCCUCGAGUGUGGAGUAUUUCCCUUUCCCUCUCUCAUGCGGCAGCGAUUUGGAGGCGACGUGGGCGCUGCAAAGGUCCGGCGCAAGCUCGGCUGCGACAACGGACUUCUCCGACGCCCCUCUCCACAAUUGGCGGUCCUCUCGCCGGCAAAUGAGGAUUGAAAUUCUGCCAAGAAAUCUCAGAGCAGAAGAUGUUUGCAAGGGACUUGGGAGACGAGGCAAUGCUGCGCAGGCGAGAAAAUGGCAAUUUGGAUUCGUGGUUACCACCGGUCUCGAGUUAGAUUUAUUUCAAUUGCAACCAGGCAGAGUGUUGUGAAUUUGAAUUUGGGUGUGCAUGAUCUUACUAGCUUCUAAUUCUACUGAGCCAUACGGAUGAUGGUGUGUUUGCUCUCACACAUUUAUUCAAAGGAUCAUUGUGAUGAAUGAUACCAAUUCUAGGUUGCUGGAACUUGCAUCCAAUGCUUCUAUUCCCAACUGGUGAGUUUAUAGGUUGCAGUGUUUGUGGUGGUCUCCUCCUGAUGGAGCUCAGUAUAUGCCCUUCUUGUUUACCUAAAAAUCUCUUCUCUCCUAAGAUCUUGUAGGAAUCUUUCUUUUUUCCUUAAGAAGCAUGCUACCAAUGGACGUCAGAUGUUCCAGCACCGAAAAGUUGGUGACCAUGCUUGGGUGUUUCAGAAUUGAUAUGAAAAGCAUUUAUUUUUUACUUUCAGGGAUUGCUCCAUCUUGCAGUUUAUAAUACGGCUGGACAAUUACGAUUUCACAUAUAUCUGAAAAACCACAGCCCAUCUGUGUUCUAUAAACGUUGGUGUGGUCUUAUGUGCACCAAGAAUUCUGUCAUUAACAUAAGGUAUUUUACACCCGCACUGCAAACUGUUGAUAAAUCUGAUGUGUUGUUUGCACUGAGAAUUCUUACAUUUGCGUAAGGUAUUUUACACUGGCGUUGUGAACUCAUUGACGAUUAGCAUUCAUCAGCUAAGCACACCUCGAUGUACGCAGCUUGUAUAUUAAUAGGUCUUCAGAAAGGAGUAUAUCCAGUGUUUCUUCUCCUUACCUGUCACAUGCCACAGCUGUGCGAGGAUGUCGUCGGCCGUGUAUUGGGUGAUGGUGCGGUUGUUCUGCCGCCGGCUACUCUCCACAGGAGGAAGCACGUACGCAAGCAUGUAAUGGUCAUUUCUUUUUGUAAUUAGCAUGUAAUGGUCAUUGGGUAGCACACGAUGAUCGAUCCAUAUAGGAUGCUAUUAAUCUGGACUUUCGCAAUCUUUUAAACAGAACGUGAUACCAUAGUAGAUUUGCUAGUUAAUGAUA